UAACAUGGAAAUAUUUCGCCGUAGGGUUCCCUCUCCUGAGUUGCUUUUUACAGAGUAGAUUAUUGUUAUCAUUAUAACAUAUGACCCCAGAAAAUAUUUUUAAACAUUUCCUAAAUUAUUUUUUAGUCUAUCUUGUAUAAGAUUUGCAAUAUUAUGUUUGAAAGUUUUACCCGAAAUAGUAAAUCCUGAUAUGUAUCCGUUCUGCAUUAUAUUAUUUUUACAAAUAUACACUGGAUAUGCAAGAUUUUGUGAAGAAGAUGCUUUUCUUAUUCCCUACCAUUGGAAAGAUCAGCGAUGCUUUUCAACAGAGCCAGAUUGUAUACCAUUAAAAGGGAGCUGGUUUGGCGAAAGCAGAGGUGAAACUUUAUAUUGUUAUAGUUUUAACAUGGAGGCAGAAAAUAUUUCAUCAUCGUUUAUUGAAAGUGUAUCGAAUUAUCAUCCAGAAGCAGAUCAUUCAAUAUUUGCUUAUAAUGAUGUGAGCCUUUUUCCAACACAACUUUAUAUAUCCAAUAUACUACCAGGAUCAUUUGAAAAAGUUAACAAUAGCUUAACUGAAUUAUAUUUUGAUCUAAAUAAUAUUCAAAUUAUAAGAAAAGGUGUAUUUAACUGUUUGGGUAGGCUUAGAAUAUUAAGUUUCAAAUUUAAUAAAUUGGAGAUUAUUGAAGAAGAUGCAUUUUCUGGUUUAGAAAAGCUAACACAUUUAGAUUUAAAACACAAUUUCAUUUAUCACCUAAAUCAAAAUACAUUUUACCCCUUAAAAAAUUUGUACUUAUUAGACAUUUCUAAUAAUUUUAUAAAUACUGCUAACCAAUCUCAUUUAAGAUUUACCAGUAUUACAGAAUUUUAUCUUGAUUAUAAUAAAAUUCACCAACUGCAAAAUGUUAUGUUUAAUAAUGUAUCAGUUAAUAUUUUAGAUAUAAGUCAUAAUAAUUUAAGCGUUAUUGAACCCGAAGCUUUUCUUAACCAAAAUAACUUAUAUGAUCUUAAUUUAAAUAAUAAUAAAUUAGAUAAACUUUCAAGUAGUUUACAUUAUUUACUUGGUUUAAAAAAACUGGAUUUAUCUUACAAUAAUCUGCAAACAAUUUCUAUGGGCUUCUUUGACCAUUUUAAUUAUUUAGAAAGUUUAAAUUUGACUCACAAUAAACUUGUUUCUGUUCUUGGAUCUAAUGUUUUAAAUGUAAAAUACUUAGGACUCGCUUAUAACAAAAUAAAGGAGUUUGAUAUCAAAUCAUUAAAAUCCUUCCCCAAAUUAAAUCAAAUAUCAUUAGAUGGAAACAUGUGGGAUUGUAAAAUUUUAUCAAGUGUAGCCCAAGAACUAUCUUCCCGAUCAAUUGUAAUUAAAAAGGGACACGAGCGUAAUUUAAUUAAUGUUUUGGGCAUAGAAUGCUCGGAAUCUAACGAUACAACUAAAACAACGAUUGACGUUAAAAACUCUUCUUUUUUUAAAUAUCUCGAGGAAGGUUACAAAAAGAGUAAUUUCUAUAAGUAUUUGGAUUCACUUAAUAACACAUCGAUUGAUGAUAAAAACACUUCAAUUUUUAAAUAUUUUGAGGAAGAUUACAAGAAGAGUAAUUUUUUUAAGUAUUUAGAUUCAUUUAAUAAGGACACCUUAUUAGAUCAAAACACUCCAAUUGUAAUAAUUCUAAUUACUACUAUUGUAAUUUUGGUAGAUUUUCUAAAAAAUUGUAUUAAAUAAAUACCUAUGUAUAUUACUACUUUUUAGUAGGUUGAUUUAUAAAAUUCACAAAAAUGUUAACUAAAAAUAAAUAUUUUGUC
Messenger RNA from Brassicogethes aeneus, 1776 nucleotides. The record is from the annotation of a GenBank genome assembly. NCBI's taxonomy places the organism in Eukaryota, Metazoa, Arthropoda, Insecta, Coleoptera, Nitidulidae.